Messenger RNA from Hydra vulgaris (swiftwater hydra), 2110 nucleotides. Its product is annotated as conserved oligomeric Golgi complex subunit 6. Gene Ontology annotation, biological process: intra-Golgi vesicle-mediated transport. NCBI's taxonomy places the organism in Eukaryota, Metazoa, Cnidaria, Hydrozoa, Anthoathecata, Hydridae. The record is from RefSeq and is a predicted model, not a curated record. Gene Ontology annotation, cellular component: COG complex.
UUUUUUCCCUUUAGGAAAAUUUUUUUUUUUCCCGUUAGUGUAAGACUAUUUUAUUUAUAAGUUUAUAAGAAAAAUCAUAUCUGUCAGUCUCUUUUAUUAGUUGUACAAAUCUUUCCGAAAAAAAUAUCUAAAAUAUGUUUAAGCUAUAAUGGCCGAUAUAGCAUCUGAUGGAAAUGUCUCUCAGAAUCAUUUAACUAAGAAACUCAAAAGAAUAUUGGAUACUCGACUUGAAAGUGACAAGGAGCUGUUAGAUGCUUUAAAAGCUUUAUCGUCUUGUUUUGGGGAAAACACUUUACGAGCCAGGAGAGAUCUCCGUGGAGAUGUUGAAAAAAGAAAUCUUGAUGCAUGUGAAAAGUUUGAAGCACAAUUAAGAGAAGUUAAAGAAAAACUAGAUGAAAUAAGUGCAGAUAUCAAUGCAAUGAGUUCAUGUUGCAGGGAUAUGACAGACAGAGUUAAGCGAUCUAAAGAAUCAACUGCUGAGCUUAUUGAAAAAACUACAAAGUUAAAAGUUGAAAGAAAACAAAUUGACUUGCAAUCGUUGCUCGCUACAUCUUUUAUUGAGCACUAUCAGCUUAAACCAAAUCAUAUUAAAGUUUUGCGUUCUUCUAAUGAUGUUACUGAGGAGUUUUUUGAAGCUUUAAAAAGAGCAAAAGAAAUACAUAGCGACUGCAAGCUGCUUCUACUUUCAAAACAACAAACUACAGGGUUAGAAAUAAUGGAAUCUAUGGCUUUAUACCAAGAAACAGCAUAUGAAAAGCUAUAUCGGUGGACACAAGGUGAAUGUCGAAAUAUGACUGGUGAUAUGCCAGAUGUUAGUGGAGCACUAUGUCGAGCAAUCGAAGCUUUGCAAGAUCGACAAGUUUUGUUACGUUAUGCUUUAGAUGAGUUAGCUUCUGCACGUCGAUCUGCAGUUGUUCGAUGUUUUAUUGAUGCUUUGACUCGCGGCGGACCUGGUAAUACUCCCAGACCAAUUGAACUAUACUCUCAUGAUCCUGUGCGAUAUGUUGGUGAUAUUUUAGCAUGGUUACAUCAAGCUGUGGCUGGUGAAAAAGAACUACUUCAUAGCUUACUUCGCAGAACAAAAAUAAAUGAACAUAAAAUUUUGAUAUCAGAUGCGCUAAAUCACAUUAUAGAUGGUGUUUGUCGACCUUUUAAAGUGCGUAUUGAACAAGUAAUAACAUCUGAACCUGGUGCCCCUGUACUUUUUCGAUUAACUAAUUUGCUUAAGUUUUAUGGAACAACACUAAGUGGGCUGUUUGAGUCAAAUGCUGCACUUAUUGUGGUAACAAUAAAUGAAAUGAUGGAAUUAAGUCAUCAAAUUUUUUACAGUAGUUUGUCUAUGUAUGGAAACAAAAUAGCGGAUAAAAUUGACAUUCCUCCUCCUGAUUUAAGCCCUUCUCAACCUGUCAUUGAAACAUUGAAUUUGUUAAAAAAUGUUCUUUCAAGUCAUGACUCGGCUAUUUCUUCAUUAGAUGAGCGAAAAGAAGACUAUGAAAAGAUAUACUCUGCCUUAUUGGAACCAUUGUUGCAAUGUUGUGUAUUGAAUGGAAAAUGUUUAAAUAUGCCUGAUAUGUCUACAUAUAUGCUAAAUUGCUUGUAUAAAAUGCAGGUCACUUUAGCUGUUUACGAGUUUUCAGAUCUAAAAAUUGAAAUGCUUUUAUCACAGGCUGCUGUACAUAUAGAAACACUUACAAAAGAGCAAGCUAAUUUCAUACUCAAUCGUUCUGGAUUAGGUGUUAUCUUCAAUAAAAUUAAAGAAAUUUCAGAAAGCAAUGUACUUUUAUCAAGUCAGUUAGAUUCAUCAACAAUAUCUGAAGCAAUGGCAACUUUUGACAAAUAUUUAUCAAACCCUGAUAGUUUGAAUAUACCUCAGAUGCAACUUAUCCAUAGCACAAGGAUCAGGGAUGCUAUUUGCAAGCAAGCUAAUGAUAUUGUAGAAGCAGCCUACAACAAAGUUUAUACCGAAGUCACAAAAAAUUAUUCUGAUAUUCUUAUGACGCGAACGCCUGAGCAACUAAGGCUUUUGUUGGCCUAAUUUACUAUUUUCUAAAAUGUAUUUAUUUUAUUUAAUUAUUCAAAUAAUGGUUUUAUAAUCUAAAAAUUUUCAAAA